GAAGAAAAAACAGAUCGAGGAUUCUCCGUAUGAACAGGAAACAGUUGAUCAAGUGAAGCGUAUAAUGGCACCAUUUGUUUUACGACGAUUGAAAAAUGAUGUGCUAGGUAACUCCCUUCCCCCGAAACAUGACCAUGUUAUCGAAUGUGAGCUCACUCCGCGACAAAGAACUGUGUAUGACAACGCAUACACUGAACUUCGUAAGAGUCUGGAGUUGGGAGAGGCAUUUUCAGGCAGUAGCGGUUUAGGUUGUCUUACUGAGUUACGAAAAGCUGCAAAUCACUCCCUUCUCCUUAGAUCCCAUUACAAUGAUGAGAUUCUGCAUAAAAUGGCUGUAAAAUAUUGCAAGAUCUUUCCCACAGGAUCCAUGUCAUCGCGAUUCUGA
Xenia sp. Carnegie-2017 is the source of this 385-nucleotide messenger RNA. RefSeq names its product SWI/SNF-related matrix-associated actin-dependent regulator of chromatin subfamily A containing DEAD/H box 1 homolog. Gene Ontology annotation, molecular function: ATP-dependent chromatin remodeler activity; ATP binding. NCBI's taxonomy places the organism in Eukaryota, Metazoa, Cnidaria, Anthozoa, Malacalcyonacea, Xeniidae. The record is from RefSeq and is a predicted model, not a curated record. Bases 65 to 385 code for a protein of 106 amino acids. The transcript has 4 exons.